Messenger RNA from Pelagomonas calceolata, 1034 nucleotides. Lineage: Eukaryota; Pelagophyceae; Pelagomonadales; Pelagomonadaceae. The record is from the annotation of a GenBank genome assembly.
GCUGUUACACAGCGCGGGCAGCAGCGCCACAAGCUCGUAGUCGCAACGCCCCCAUCCCGGGCAGCCAAAAACAGGCAACGAAACGAUGCCCGCCUACUACGGCCGUGCGCGGCGCGACUACGAGCCCGACGUCGUCUACGUCGAGCCCCGGCGCCGUAGCUACGACUAUGACGAUGACCGGCGCGCGCCGCGCGAGAGUGAAAGAGAGCGCGAGCUCCAGGACGAGUUGAGAAGAACGCGCCGCGCGCUGCUCGAGAUGCGCCAGGAGCGGGCGGCCGUCGACGUCGCCGAGCGGCCGCGCUUCGUGGCGAUGUCGCCGAAGAGACGCGGCGACGCCGUCCAGGGCUUUGCCGAGCGUCGAGAUGACUAUGAUGAUGAGGAAUUUGUCGUCGUCGAGCGGCGCCGGCGCGACGACGACGUCUUUGCGGAGCGGCGGCCGCGCGACGACCCGGUGGUCGUGUGGCAGGCGCCGCGGCGGUAUGACGACGAGGACGAGCGCGACGAUUCAAGGUUAGCGCCGCUGCCGCGGCGGGACUGGUUCCACGACGGCUACUCGCGGGAGUCGAGACGGUACCCGGGCUCGCGGCGCCAGCGCUACUCGCAGGAGGGCUGGCGCGCGCCCCGCGAGGACCGGAGCGACACCGCGCAGUGGGAGUGGUGCGGAAGGGUGGUGCGCGCGGCGCCUCCAUUACCUCCACGCGUGGAACCGCCGCGCGUGAAAAGUACCCGUCAAAGGCAGGACGAGGCCGUCGAGCGGCUGGAGAAGCUCUGCGUCCAGGCCGACGAGCGCGCGAAGCGCGCCGAGGAGCGCCAGGAGGCCCUCGCGAAGGAGCUGCGCGAGACGCGGCGCGACUUGGAACAAGUCGCCGCGGCCGCGGGCACGCCGGUCAAGAAGCCGGUCGAGGACGAGGUCGUCGACGUGGACGAGUUGAAGAGAGAGAACGAGGCCCUCAAGGCGAAGCUCGCGGAGGCCGAGGCGAAGGCGGCCGCGGCGAUCGACGCGUGAAUAACACGAAGUCUCUUAGCACACACUA